AUGCGCGUCCGGCGGUUCGCGGUUGCGCCAACUGGCAGAGGAUGUUGCUAGCAGCCAGUGAAGAUGUCUUUUUCACAACAAUAACAUCAACCAAAUUUGCAUCUCCGCAUACCUGAUUUAAGGAUUAUACAUUCCGAACGCUAUUGGAAACCGUGCAUUGGACCGCGCCACGACGAAUUUCCUUCUGUAUUUUUUUGGCUACAUCUUCUGUUGACAAUGGGAGCGCAGGGUUUUGCAGAUUUACAAGACUCCUUUUUGCAGGAGCAGAAGCAAGAAUCAUGGCUGGCCAGCUAGGCCGCAGAUGGAUUUUGUAGCUAACAGCAACAAUCUAUUGAUAUAAAAUACUGUAUAUAGGCUUGGCGCAGCUCAUAAACAGUGGUGCUAAGAAGCCAGUGUCUCACUUGCAAGAUUAUCGUUGAUUUUUGUUGUCUUUUUGGAGCCCACAACACAAGCUAGUGAGCUCGCUAGCUUCACAACCUUGACUGGUUAACGUCUUGCCUUCGUAGUUAGCUCCUUUAGCCAGCUAACUAUAGAUAGCAUCGCUUGGCUAGCCACCCGCUGGUCAAAACAUUUGGAAAAAUAUAUUUUCUACGGGAAAUACUGUGUUGUGUGCUCGGUAGGCAUUUGUAUUGCAAAUUCCUUUUGCAGCGUCUGCUUCUGGAUGAAUGUGGGACAAAAUGGAGACCCCGACGAUUGUGUACGAUUUGGAUACCUCUGGGGGCUUAAUGGAGCAAAUCCAAACACUGCUGGCGCCCCCGAAGUCCGAGGACGUAGAGAAGAGGAGUCGGAAGUUGGUGAGAGACGUCCGGAGGAGCGGCAGGGCCACCAACCACGACACCUGUGAUAGUUGCCGGGAGGGGGGCGACUUGCUGUGCUGUGACCACUGUCCUGCAGCCUUCCACCUCCAAUGCUGCAACCCACCUUUAAGUGAAGAAAUGCUACCCCCAGGGGAAUGGAUGUGUCACCGCUGCAAUGUUCGAAAAAAGAAGCGAGAGCAGAAGUCAGAACAGACCAACGGUCUACCGGAGAAGUCCUCGUCUAAGCGCUCUGUGUCCCCAGCCAUGGAGCUGGAGCUCAAUGCCGGCCCACUGCGGCUCGACGGCCUGCCUCCAGGGGCCGGAGCAGCAGGGCCCGGUCUACGAGUGGCUCAGGUACGCCUCUUGGACCGCAGGACCAGCAGCAGGCCUAGCAGCCGGCCCGGAACACCCACCUCCAACACUUCGUCCACCCCAACUCCCUCAGAGGAGCAGAAUGACGGGGAGGAGGAGGCAGCAGAGCCCGAGGAUGAAGUUCAGGGCUCAGAGCUUGAGGGUGCUAUGCUAUCCACUCCGGCUCCACGCCUCCUCAAGAGGCCCUUUCAGCUGCUAAUAGCAGCUGCUAUGGAGAGAAACCCUACGCAGUUCCAGCUACCCAGUGAGCUUACCUGCACCACUGCACUACCAGGCAGCAGUAAACGGAGGAGAAAAGAGGAGCUACUAGGGAAGCCAUUCAGGAGGCCUCAGCAUGAGCUGGAUCCCAAUGGUCUGGUCCCUCUACCAGUCAAAGUCUGCUUUUCAUGCAACAGGAGUUGCAGGUUGGCUCCACUGAUCCAGUGUGACUAUUGUCCCCUUCUGUUCCACAUGGACUGUCUGGACCCCCCGCUAACAGCUCUACCUGCUGGCAAAUGGAUGUGUCCAAACCAUGUUGAACACUUAGUGCUGAAUCAGAGAAGCCUGAGCCUGUCCAGCCGCUGUCAGCUCUUCGACCAUUUCCAGGACAGGAUGUCCCAGCACGCCGUCAAGUUGGACUUCCUGCGUAGAGUCCAUCGGCAGAACACACCCAACUGGCGCAAAACCCACCAGCACAAUAGGAAGACCAUCAAGGUGCCAGAUGCCAUCAAGUCCCAGUACCAGAAUCCUCCCCCUAUGCUGCUUCCUAAAGAGGUGCGCCAGUUGGAGUUGGUCUGUAGCGGCGUGCCUGACCGUCAGCCCUCAAAGCACCUCACCACAGAGACUGAGCAGCAGGAGUGGCUUCAGGAUGUCAUCGCCCUCCAGUGCAGCAUCAUGCGACACCUAUCCAUCAAGCAGAAGGCUUCAUCCACAGCAUCCACCCUGUCAUCAGUAACAUCGUCAGCAGAGUGGGUUUCUGAGCAGAAAGCCAGUCCUAAAUUAUGUGUCACAUCAGAGGACAUGAAAACUCAGGCUUCUUUAGGAAGGACUUCUUCCCCCGACCCCUGCUCUAAACCCUGCAGUACACCGGAUGACCCCCAGGGGCCCCUUCUUUCAAGGGGCACCCUUGCUGUGCUGGGUGUUUGUAAAUGCAGCACAACACCAUGUCAGAACUGUAGGAAACCCAACGGCCCUCUGGCAGCAGAGUGUCAGCCUCCCAAAGCCAACGGACCUGUAGACUGUAACAAUGCCUCGGACUCCUGCAGGCAGGCAGAGCUGCAGCACAGACUGAAGCCCAGCACAACACCCCCAGACGCCGCUCCUUCAUCUGGGCUGGUGAACCACAUAGGAGCAGAAACGGUUAAAAAGGAGCCUGAGAGCACUACAGAGGCCUGUGCUCAGAAAAUCUGCCCCACUGCCCUGACGAUAUGGCCCCACAGCAGCCAGCAGAACCACAGGAGCCACACAGAGCUCCAGGAGGAGUGUAUGAGCAGCAAUGAAAAACCCAGCUACUCCAUCACCAGCAGUGCUCGCUCAGACACACCAUCUAAAGGCAACCAGGAGCACGAUCCAACCAAGCUGGGGUCAUCAUUACCCACUCCAGACAUAAAGGCUGGUCCUGGACUGAUGGGCUCACUGCUGCCAAGCACUCUCUCCUCCAUCGCUAACCUGGCAAGCUGCAUGAAAGAUGGAAAGGAUGAGGAAAGAGGGAUUGAGCUGGACAAACUGGAUGCAGAGAUGAUCAAGCUCCUGGCCUGGCAGAGGAUCCAGCAGAUCUUCCCCCCAAAAGUGGCCAGCCCACCGCCUCCCCCAGCCACCAGCGUUGCCCCCAAAACCCCAUCGCCUUGCCCUGACAGUCAGAAGAAGGUGCAGGCCCGAGCUGUCUUCUACCCUCUGACAGGAAAAGGAGGAGCUGUCAGCAUGUGCUAUAGGACGUUGUACAUAGGAUCGGGUGCUGACAUGGACGUGUGCCUUACAAACUAUGGUCAUUGCAACUACAUAUCGGGGAAACACGCCUGUAUUUUCUAUGACGAGAAUACCAAGCAUUAUGAGCUGCUCAAUUACAGCGAGCAUGGCACCACCGUGGACAACGUCCUCUACUCGUGUGAUUUCUCAGAGAAGGCCUCGCCAUCUCCACCCAGCGGACUGGUUGCCAAAGUCCAAGGCAUCAUACGUCGCAGUAAGAAACGUGAGGAUGACGAGGGUCCCAGCUCUGUGGUGGGUUUAUUGCCAGCUGGUGGAGUGAUGAGCAGCCAGCCUCAAGGCGGCUCGGAGCUGUCAUGCAGCUGUAAGGCGAGCAGCUCCAGCCUGAUAGGAGGCAGCGGGGCGGGUUGGGAGGGCACCGCCCUGCUCCACCACGGCAGCUACAUCAAACUGGGUUGCCUCCAGUUUGUCUUCAGCAUCACAGAAUUUGCCAGUAAGCAGCCCAAAGAGGAGCCGACCACAACACCUGCCGCCAGUUGCGCCACCAGCAGCAGCAGUGCAGCCAGCACCACUACCAGCACCGCCCCCACCACCACCCUCACACCACCACCACCCAACACUGCCACAGUGAGCAGCCCCUCCAGCCAGGAUGAGACUGACACGGAGACUGUCCCUGCCCACCAAGUGCCCGUACUGCGCCCCAACUCUAUUCCAUAACCUGCACAGGAAGUCCCGCCCUCCCUCCUUUGUUUUGCACCUUCCAAGUCACAAUGAAGGGAAAGCUGCACAGCUGGUUGGUCAACAGGGAAAAGUUUAUUUUUUAUUUUUUAAUGGUUUAUAUAUUUGCAUGAACUUGAAGUAUUUUUGACAAUCUCUUCUGUUUUUGAAUGACUGACCAGUAACCCUCUGUUCACUUCAGACCGGACGUUGAGCGAACUUAUUUACCUAUGCUCAAUUUUUCUUUUGCCAGUAUAUUGGUCAUGUAUGGUGUAACAAUUUUUUGUCAGCCCAUUUAGCACAAACCUUUUAUUUUGUAGUAUUGAAUUCUAUACAUUCUAAUUUCUUUUGCUGCUUUUGCACCAUAGGUAGCUAUAUAUGUAUGAAAACAUACAUGCUUAUACACUAUAAUAUGUAUAUAUAAUGUAAAUAUAUAUAAUUCAGUGCUUCUCAAUUGGAGAAACAUUGGAUUUCAUGUAGAUUUACCAUUUUUUGGUUUUUAACUGUACAGUUCAUGGAAUUUGUGAUACUGUGUAGAGUACCAGAAGUUUUGUGAUAAAACUUGUUCUUAGUCUGUACUUUCCGCUGUAGUCCAUCUGUAAAUACUGUAUUGUUUUAGCACUCAUUUUAACAUCUUGUGCUGCUCUGUAUAUAAGCACUCUUUGUCUGUACCUGCUUGUCUGUUCAAACCUGUAAAUACAGAAAGAUUUUCUAAGAACAAACUCAA
This is a messenger RNA of Sander lucioperca (pikeperch), 4515 nucleotides long. It is a transcript of the gene phf12b, whose product is annotated as PHD finger protein 12b. Bases 666 to 3788 code for a protein of 1040 amino acids. Gene Ontology annotation, molecular function: protein binding; transcription corepressor activity. The record is from RefSeq and is a predicted model, not a curated record. Lineage: Eukaryota; Metazoa; Chordata; Actinopteri; Perciformes; Percidae. Gene Ontology annotation, cellular component: nucleus; Sin3-type complex. Gene Ontology annotation, biological process: negative regulation of transcription by RNA polymerase II. The transcript is spliced from 15 exons.